AUGCGAGUCUUGGAGCGAUUAUUUUGGCGGUCUGAGCGAGCGGGGCGACCGCAGGGUUCGUCCCUGGACCAAGUGCCCGGAAACGAGUCUCAAGCGUUAGGGGACCUGUCUGGGGAACUGGAACACCCCAGGUCAGGGUUUCGAGACGAGCUCGCGGUUCGAGAUUCCACACAUGCCCACAGCGACAACAGUGGCGGCACCGGCACCGAUCGUGCUAUACCAGCGUUGUCGAAAAGACUCAGUGGUGGUGGUGCUUCCGGCGAAAGCACCACCAUGGUGCGUGCUUUUCCUGAGCACCAACGUCUGAAAGCAUUCCAGGAGCUCGAGUGCCUUGCCUUUGACGAGAAAGGCAACUUUGAGAGGCGAGCGGUCUCCCGACUGGAGCUCCUUCGAGCAGCGCGCUCUGUCCAGUCUGCCCUGAUCGACUAUCCGCCGUUGCUCAGCGAUUCGGGCGAUGACCUCAGCCAGGAACAAAUAGCGAAACUGAUGAAACGUCGCCAAAAGCGGAUACAUGAAUAUAGACAGAACUUUCUGCAGAUUCGGGAUCUGCGUCAGAUUGAUCCGAGUUUCGCCUCGAAGACAGCGCUUUGGGUACGUCAGAACGUACUUAUUAUCAGCUUGUUGCAUAUUCGGGCACUAAUUUUUGCAGAUCGUCUUCUGCUUUUCGACCCGGACGCACCGGAAGUGCAAGAGACCUCGUUGGUGAUUCGAGAACGGCUGCGCUCGGUGCCGGUCGAUCGUGAUGUCUACGCGCCGUUCGAGUUCCGUGCGCUGGAGGCUUGCUUCAUAUGCGUUUGUAACGCCCUGGAGCGAGAGCUCGGUGCGUUUGAGCCUUACUUGAUGCAGCUUUUGGAAGAUCUCUCUCGAGAGUCUACCAUGCAGAAGAUUGAAUCACUGCGAAUGCUCAAACUACGCUUGAACGGAUUUCUAGCGAAAGCACAGGAUAUUCGUCAGACGCUCAAGUCGGUACUGGAUGAAGAUGAAGAUAUGGCCCGACUCUAUUUGACUGAGCUCCGAAAGCAGCAUGGCAAACCGCGUACGACUGAGGAUCACGAAGCUGCCGAGCAGCUACUCGAGUCGUAUUUGCAGUUGGUGGACCACGUUCACAACCGAGCUGAGCUCCUCGACGCAGCCACAAGCGAUACGGAGGAUCUCCUGAGUAUCCAGUUGGACGCGAUGCGGAAUCGACUGCUUGUUCUCGAUAUGUCGAUUAGUGUGGUCACGGGCGCCUUCAGCUGGGCGGAUGUCGUCAUCGGGCUUUUUCACAUGAAUUUGCAGCUUCCAAUCUAUGGGGAGAACGGCGGUAGUGUCGGCUGGUUUAUCGGUGUAGUUUUUGUGAUGCUCGCCUGGGCACUCCUGCUUGUGGCCAUCAUGUUCACUUGGAUUCGACGCUCGGGUCUUUGGCAUGCGUAA
Messenger RNA from Cyanidioschyzon merolae strain 10D, 1413 nucleotides. RefSeq names its product similar to mitochondrial magnesium transporter Mrs2p. The transcript has a single exon. Gene Ontology annotation, molecular function: magnesium ion transmembrane transporter activity. Gene Ontology annotation, biological process: magnesium ion transport. The coding region runs from base 1 to 1413 and encodes 470 amino acids. The record is from RefSeq and is a predicted model, not a curated record. NCBI's taxonomy places the organism in Eukaryota, Rhodophyta, Bangiophyceae, Cyanidiales, Cyanidiaceae.